ACUAGCCCACGGCGGGCGGACGAGAGAGCUGCGAGCUAACGGGUCCGGACGACGGCGGCGGCGGCGGCGGCGGCGGCGACGGCUUUCUGCGCGGGCGGCGGCGGCGGCCGGAGCGGCGAGCAUGGCCCGCGCGGCGCCGGGCGCUGACUGAGGGUCGUGCUGCGGCAGCCUGGCGCCCGACAUGUGAAGGGGAACCUGCCAGGGGAUUACUGUGAGCUCACAGCAGGAUAGGCUGGCCCCGGGGGAGUGGGGAUGGGCAGAACCUGGGCCAGGAGUAUUAGGAAGGAGACCUGGACCCUGGUAGGGAGCUCAGCACAAGCUCGCCUGACCCAGAUGGUAUUGGACACAGUGCCCCGCUGAACAGCAGCUGUUCCCAGCGCCAGAGGACCCCACAGCCACAGUAGGAGCUUUGCGACCCCUACGCAACUGCAGCUGGGGCUGGGGCCACCAGGAGAAGGGACCAGCACCUCAGAUGGGAAGCAGAAGGGCAAGACCUACUGCGGAAAGGAUCUCGAUCUCUGCAGCGGAGUUUUCCCACACUCACAGAGCUUCCUGUUUUUGUCCUCUCAGGGUUGGGGUCUGGCUCCCCUCCUCUGGCAGAGGUUUUGGGCCAGGAGGUGGGACAACACUUGCAUGGAACCCAAGUCCCCUGAAGCCCCUGUGCUCUCUGUUGUGAUUGGAGUUCUAGGGCUUCCCCGCUGCCGGGAACGAGGGGCCGCCUCAUUGUCUGCUCAUGAACCACAAGGACCCCGACUGCUCCAGACUGGAUUAUUUCAAGCCGCCAAAGAGGGGGACCCCUAGAGCUGGCAGCCAGCAAUCCCAAGGGACUAGAGGGCUGCAAUGGACUGACCUCCCCCUCACCAGGGUGGCAGGAGAGGCAGAGCCUCUGUGGCCUAGCUAGUGACGGAGAGACCCGAUGAAGCCCUAAGCAGGGGCCCCGCCUGACUCAGGGACAGGACAGCCACUCCUGCCAACGUGUGUUCUCCCUACAUGAGGGAGGGCGUGGCAAGGGACCCCUGCCACUGUCCCCUGCUGCAGCACGUGCCCCUAUGCCCUUUGCAUGUGGUGCCAGAAUAGGCAGGCUACGCCGUGGCUGGCCCCUCAGCGGGCUGGGAAAAGAGUGGCCACGGUGACCGUCACCCGCCUGCCGGCACCAUGAAGUGCUCCCUGCGGGUGUGGUUCCUCUCCGUGGCCUUCCUGCUGGUGUUCAUCAUGUCCCUGCUCUUCACCUACUCGCACCACAGCAUGGCCACGCUCCCCUACCUGGACUCAGGGGCCCUGGAUGGGACGCACCGGGUGAAGCUGGUGCCCGGCUAUGCCGGCCUGCAGCGCCUCAGCAAGGAGAGGCUCUCGGGCAAGAGCUGUGCCUGUCGCCGCUGCAUGGGCGAUGCCGGUGCCUCCGACUGGUUUGACAGCCACUUUGACGGUAACAUUUCCCCCGUCUGGACCCGAGAGAACAUGGAUCUUCCACCGGACGUCCAGAGGUGGUGGAUGAUGCUGCAGCCCCAGUUCAAGUCACACAACACCAAUGAGGUGCUGGAGAAGCUGUUCCAGAUAGUGCCUGGCGAGAACCCCUACCGCUUCCGGGACCCCCACCAGUGCCGGCGCUGUGCCGUGGUGGGGAACUCGGGCAACCUGCGGGGCUCUGGCUAUGGGCAGGACGUGGACGGGCACAACUUCAUCAUGAGGAUGAAUCAGGCGCCAACCGUGGGCUUUGAGCAGGAUGUUGGCAGCCGAACCACCCACCAUUUCAUGUACCCUGAGAGUGCCAAGAACCUGCCCGCCAACGUCAGCUUCGUGCUGGUGCCCUUCAAGGUCCUGGACCUUCUGUGGAUCGCCAGCGCCUUGUCCACGGGGCAGAUCCGAUUCACCUACGCCCCAGUGAAGUCCUUCCUUCGAGUGGAUAAAGAAAAGGUCCAGAUCUACAACCCAGCCUUCUUCAAGUAUAUCCACGACAGGUGGACAGAGCAUCACGGGCGGUACCCUUCCACGGGGAUGCUGGUGCUUUUCUUUGCCCUGCAUGUGUGUGAUGAGGUGAACGUGUACGGGUUCGGGGCCGACAGCCGGGGCAACUGGCACCACUACUGGGAGAACAACCGGUACGCGGGCGAGUUCCGGAAGACUGGCGUGCACGACGCGGACUUCGAGGCCCACAUCAUCGACAUGCUGGCCAAGGCCAGCAAGAUCGAAGUCUACCGGGGCAACUGAGCCGGGCCUCGCCGCGACCCUUCCGGCCCAUCUAUCGGGCACCGGGGCUCCGGCCCGGGACCCAGGACCAGCAACCCGCGACCAAUCAUGCUGCAGCCCAGGGGCGUCUGCUGUGCCCCGCCAAUCACGAGACUGGGGGACCGGCCGGGCCUGGCACCAAUCUGCGCUGCGGUCGGGCGGAGCUUCUGUUUCUCCCAGCCAAUCAUGUGACUCAAGGAAAACUUCCGGCGCUGUGUCCAGUCUCCUCCAAUCAAUGGCCUUCGGGGGCGGGCCAGCGGCCGCUCAAUCCCCACUCCCUCAUGCUUUGGGUUAGGGUUUUCUUUCACGCUUUCUGAGGAGGAGAGCAUGGCGCGGGCCUCGGCGAAGCACUUCCGUCAGCCUCGGGCGGAGGAUCGUCUUAGUAGCUGGCCAGACCUGGAGGAGAGCGGGCGGUCUUUGCGGGCCUCAGGAGAUAGGUGGCCGCCCGGCCCCUUUCCCCGCCUGCCCGGAUAGGUGCGUGCAGACCCACCAAAGAAAAGCGGUCGCUGCGGGACCCCCAGUCCCACCUCGGCCGCGCUGUGGGAUGGCUGCGCCCCCAGGGCUUCCUGCGUCUCCAGGAAGCCGGGAGUGGCGCCCUCUGCGGGGUGGGGUGCUCCCGGGCCGAACUCCGGACAGGUGGAGGGGACAGGGCAGAGCUCGAGGAAGCCCUGUCCCCUUCAGUGCAAGGUGCUGUCACUCACGUGUGCCCUCGACCCUCCCGUUCACCCGCAGCCUUCUCAGCGCCUCUCCCUGGGCCGGAGGCCUCCUCACCAGCCUACCUGUUGCUCUGGAAAAAAAUCCCGUCCCCCGACUCCGUCCCUACCCCCAGUCUUCGGCCGGCUCUGGCCCCUGGGGAGGGGGCUGCACGGCGGAAGGAGGCUGGCUAUGGGCCCGGCUGCCCGCUGCAUGUACCUCCUCCUCCACCCAUCGCCUCUUGCCUGGGGGUAACUUUGCCUGGGGCUCAUUCUUUGGUUAAGCUGAAGCUGCCGUGGGUGGCCAAACCGCAGAUUCUUUGCAAAUUCUGAGCUGGCAGAGCUCGCAGCCGGGAGCCGGCCGGGGAAGAGGAGACUUGCGCGCCGCAAGCCGCCUGCCUCCACCCUGCUCUCCAUCUCCCGCUCUAGAAGGGCUGGGAAGCUCGCGGCCGGGGUUCCACCUGGAAGCUGCUUGCAUGGCUGAACCCAGCUUAGGUCCCUGACGGGGCUGCUGGUGGAAUUCUCCCCCUUCGAAGCUGGGGAGGUUUAGGAGGGGGAAGGCUUCUGUGAAGCUCUCAAACCACUAAUAGAGCCCCCUCCCCAACAGUGACGGCGCAGAUGCUCCCCCUUUUCUUAGUUGACACCACCAGGCAGCUUCCUGGCCGUUGGUAGGUUCCUGCAGCUGGCUGAGGGAACAGGGACCGGCAGGGGACUUUGUUAGGGGAGGGUUGGGAUGGGCAGUGGGCCCCUGAAAGUUAAUAUAUUGGAACCUAGCUCGAGUGUCGUUCUUUCCAAUUCCGAAAGUAGAAAGAGUAAAAAUAGGGGUGAUUGGGGUGGGGUUAGUAGAAUGCCUCUCUCAGGGCGCUCCCCCCUCCCCCACCGUUUUAGAGAGCUAGGCCUCAGCCAGUCUUGCCACUCCCAUCUCAGUGCUUCCUGAAGAGGCUGUUUUGAGUGUUGAUGAAAAGCAAUGCAAUUAUGCCAAACAGUAUUGAGCAGAAUAAUUUAUUUCUUUUUUUUCUUUUGCUUUAAAUCAUGAAUCCCGCCAGGUACGGUGGCUCACACCUGUCAUCCCAGCACUUUGGGAGGCCAAGGCGGGCGGAUUACUUAAUACUUAAGGUCAGGAGUUCGAGACCAGCCUGGCCAAUAUGGUGAAACCUCGUCUCUACCAAAAAAAAAAAAAAAUACAAAAAUUAGCCAGGCGCAGUGGUGCGCACCUGUAAUCCCAGCUACUUGGAAGGCUGAGGCAGGAGAAUCCCUUGAACCGAGGAGGCGAAGGUUGCAGUGAGCCGAGAUUGUGCCACUGCACUCCAGCCUGGGCGACAGAGCAAGACCCUGUCUCAAAAAAAUUAAAUCAUGAAUCCCCAUCCUGGAAGAGGUAGGUCCCAGCAUCCAGCCAGAUUUUCUGCAAUAGUAAUUUAAACACACUUUUUUAUUUCCUUCCCUUUCUGAAUUAAAAGGAACAAAAAACUGUCUAGUCCUUCAUUGUUCUGAAAUGGGCAUGAUGGAAGAAGGCGGGUCUGGUAGGAUAGCUGUGACUGAUAAUGGCUGAGAACGUUGGGGGAUAUGGGAGGGGCGAGAUGACUCCCAGAUACCCUCCCCCACCUAUACAGGAGGCACCUCAUUCCUGGACUCUGCGCUCCAAGACACUGAAAUCUGAGCGGGUACAAGCAUUUUGGUUAAAAAUCAGCUCGUUGUCGCCUCUUGAGUUUCCUCCAGGAGAGGAGUUCAUUGGAGAGGAUUCCUGGUAGCAGCUCCUCGCAGUGGCUGUCCUGUAACCACUUUGGCCUCUGUCAACAUGAUGUCUCCAGGUAUCCAUCAGGCUCCGAUACAUUUGGGUGGCCACAGGCUGGGCUGUCCCCACCUCUCAGGGAAGUGCAUCUAAGUCAGGUUUUCCCCUCUGGCACAGCCCUGCCUCCACAGCCCAAUUUCCACCAUGCCACAGGCAACCCGCAUUUUUAUUUAUUUAAUUUAUUUAUUUAUUGAGACAGAGUCUUGUUCUGUUACCCAGGCUGGAGUGCAAUGGCCCGAUGUCGGCUCAUCCCAACCUCCACCUCCUGGGUUCAAGCGAUUCUUCUGCCUCAGGAGAGUAGGGAGUAGCUGGGAUUACAGGCAUGCACCACCACUCCCGGAUAAUUUUAUAUUUUUAGUAGAGACGGGUUUUCUCCAUGUUGGUCAGGCUAGUCUUGAACUCCAGACCUCAGGUGAUCUGCCCGCCUCGGCCUCCCAAAGUGCUGGGAUUACAGGCGUGAGCCAGUGUGCCUGGCCGAUUUUUUUUUUUUGAGACUGAUUCUCACUCUCGCCCAGGCUGGAGUGCAGUGGUGGGAUCUCGGCUCAUUGCAAGCUCCGCCUCCCGGGUUCACGCCAUUCUCCUGCCUCAGUCUCCCGAGUAGCUGAGACUACAGGUGACCGCCACGAUGCCCGGCAGUUUUUUUGUAUUUUUAGUAGAGACGGGGUUUCACUGUUAGCCAGGAUGGUCUCCAUCUCCUGACCUCGUGAUCUCCCCGCCUCAGCCUCCCAAAGUGCUGGGAUUACAGGCGUGAGCCACCGCGCCUGGCUUUUUUUUUUUUUUUUUUUUGAGAUGGAGUCUUGCUCUGUCACCCAGGCUGGAGUGCAGUGGCGCGAUCUUGGCUCACUGCAACCUCCGCCUCCCAAGUUCACCCACCUCAACCUCCCGAGUAGCUGGAAUUACAGGGGUGUGCCACCACACCCAGCUAAUUUUUGUAUUUUUAGUAGAGACGGGGUUUCACCAUGUUGGCCAGGCUGGUCUCGAACUCCUGACCACAGGUCAUCCACCCCCUUUGGCCUCCCAAUGUUUGACCACACCCAGCCCAUAAUAGAUUUUUAAAACUCCUAUAAAUAUCAUUCUACUUCCCUUUAUUGCUAAAAUGGGAGCUUUUUCAUCCAGUUUUUUGGGUGUGUUCCAAAUAUUUUGUUAAAUUUCCCGUCUAUUGCUGUUAUUGUUUCCAUUUAUUUGCCCAUGUGAGUUGAUACCUUUUUCAUUCCUUUCCCAUAGCUUUAGUGACGUUGUGGGAAGGGAAGUUAGGUAAGUGAUGUUUCAUCUUGUACUUACUAGACACCUUUUUCUUCCUUGAUUUCCUGAGUUCCCUGCCUCCACAGGUGUGUUUCACUCCUGGUUGCUUAUAUUUUUUUAUUUUUGAGAUGGAGUUUUGCUCUGUUGACCAGGCUGGAGUGCAGUGGCAUGAUCUCGGCUCACUGCAACCUGUGCCUCCUGGGUUCAAGCGAUUCUCCUGCCUCAGCCACCCAAAUAGCUGGGAUUACAGAUGCGCACCACCAUGCCCAGCUAAUUUUUGUAUUUUUAGUAGAGACGGGGUUUCACCAUGUUGGCCAGGCUGGUCUUGAACUCCUGACCUCGUGAUCUGCCCACCUUGGCCUCCCAAGGUGCUGGCAUUACAGGUGUGAGCCACCGUGCCCGGCCUCUGGUUGCUUAUUUAACCCCUUUGUCACGAUGGAGGCUUUUCUCUUUUUUUUUUUUUUUUUUCAGAUGGAGUCUCUCUCCAUUGCCCAGGCUGGAAUGCAGUGGUGCUAUGUCCGCUCACUGCAAGCUCCGCCUCCCGGGUUCACACCAUUCUCCUGUCUCAGCCUCCUGAGUAGCUGGGAUUACAGGCAUGCACUACCACGCCCGGCUAAUUUUGUAUUUUUAGUAGAGACGGGGUUUCUCCAUGUUGGUCAGGCUGGUCUUGAACUCCUGACGUCAGGUGAUCCGCCUGCCUUGGCCUCCCAAAUGGUAGGAUUACAGGCGUGAGCCACCAGACCCUUUUUUUUUUUUUUUUUUUUUUUUUAAGAGACAGGGUCUCCUGUCGCCCAGACUGGUGCAGAGCUCACUGCAGCCUCAAAAACUCCUGGAUUCAAGUGAUCCUCCCACCUCAGCCUCCAGAGCAGCUAGAGCCUAGCUAAAAAAUUUUUUAAAAACAUUUUAUGGCCAGGCACGGUGGCUCAUGCCUAUAAUCCCAGCAUUUUGGGAGGCUGAGGCAGGUGAAUCACGAGGUCAGGAGUUCAAGACCAGCCUGGCCAAGAUGGUGAAACCCCGUCUCUACUAAAAAUACAAAAAAUUGGCCAGGCUUAGUGGCAGACGGCUGUGAUCCCAGCUACUCGGGAGACCGAGGCAGAGAAUUGCUUGAACCUGGGAGGUGGAAGUUGUGGUGAGCCGAGAUUGAGCCACUGCACUCCAGCCUGAGCGACAGAGUAAGACUCCGUCUCAAAAAAAAAAAAGUAUUUUACCCAUCCACAGGCAGCAGACAAGGAAGUACCUUCUGUGACUGUCUGGCAAGGUCAGAGGCAUCAGGGAAGGUAAAAUACUGAAACUAUAUUUUUAAAAAUAAAAGUAUUCCCUUUUGAGUGUGAAUUAGGAAUCAAUGCCCCUUCUCACUACUUUUGUGAAAAAAAUCACAGCUCCUGCAGCAAGUCUAUGCCUGGGUAACAACCAACCCACAAAAUCCAAGAGGAGGUCCCCCUCUCCCGCCUCUGUGAGGCUUGAGGAGCAGUAUGUAUCUGGGCCAGCCUGGUCCUCAGAGUGUGGAAUUAACACCUUUCCUCUAGCAACUGUUUGUGCUGCUGAGAACAGCACAGACUCUCUGGCAGCCUGGUUCUCUCCAGAGGGAAGCCUGUGAAGCAGAAGAAACAUAUGGCAUCUGCACUCAGGGCGCCCAGUUCCAUCCGGCCUUGCUAUAAAAUGACUUUGCCUUUCCUUUUUUAAAAUUACAAAAAUAAUUCAACCAAUACAUAAACAUAUGAAGUGAAUCACGGAGGGCCUUCCUGCGAUAUCUUUUUUUGCCUACCAUUUGUCAUGGAAUGGGUAAAGGGGACCACAGAGGGAAGAGACGCUGCCCCUUCGCAGGGCCAUGGCAGUCCCCUGGGCUGCGUCUCCACGGUGCUUCCUGUGAAACGCUGUUACCACGGGCACCGCACUGGAGACCAUGAAAGGGAAGAGUUUGACAUCUCAGCUGUCUUUGCUAUAAAUAGAAAUAAAUAAACCUUAACUAAG
This is a messenger RNA of Homo sapiens (human), 7920 nucleotides long. RefSeq names its product ST3 beta-galactoside alpha-2,3-sialyltransferase 2 (gene ST3GAL2). The transcript has 7 exons. Lineage: Eukaryota; Metazoa; Chordata; Mammalia; Primates; Hominidae. Gene Ontology annotation, biological process: ganglioside biosynthetic process; glycoprotein biosynthetic process. The record is from RefSeq and is marked reviewed. Gene Ontology annotation, molecular function: beta-D-galactosyl-(1->3)-N-acetyl-beta-D-galactosaminide alpha-2,3- sialyltransferase activity; beta-galactoside (CMP) alpha-2,3-sialyltransferase activity; sialyltransferase activity. Gene Ontology annotation, cellular component: extracellular region; Golgi cisterna membrane. Bases 1156 to 2208 code for a protein of 350 amino acids.